AUGGCCACCGGCGGCGACAACGGGUGCGGCGGCGGGGGGGCGGCGGCGCCCGGCGGCGGCGACCUGUACGCCGUGCUGGGGCUCAGCAAGGAGUGCUCCGACGCCGACCUCAAGCUCGCCUACCGGAAGCUCGCCAUGAGAUGGCAUCCGGACAGAUGCUCGUCCUCCAGCGGGACCAAGCGCAUGGAGGAGGCCAAGGAGAAGUUCCAGGAGAUCCAGGGCGCCUAUUCCGUCCUCUCCGAUGCCAACAAGCGGUUCCUCUACGACGUAGGGGUGUACCAAGAAGAAGAAGACAGCGACGACAGCAUGCAGGGGAUGGGGGACUUCCUUGGUGAGAUGGCCCAUAUGAUGAGCCAGACACGGCCAGCGAGGCAGGAGAGCUUUGAGGAGCUGCAGCAGCUGUUUGUGGACAUGUUCCAGUCUGACAUUGACUCGGGAUUUUGCAAUGGACCUGCCAAGGGCCAUCAUGACCCGUUCCAAACAUUCUCGACCUUCCCUUCCUCGUCGCCAUCUCCACCACCUCCGCUAGCUACAGAGGCAGAAGCAGCCUCAUGUAACGGCAUUAACAAGCGUGGCUCAUCAGCAAUGGGCUCUGGGAAGCCUCCAAGAACUGGGGAAGCGGGUGCGGGUUACGGCCAGCCUGAGUUUUGUUUUGGGAGGAGCGACGCCAAGCAAGCGCCAAAGGCGCGAGGCGGGAACACCAGCAGGAGACGAAACGGGCAGAAGCAGAAGCCGUCUUCGAAGCACGAUGUCUCGUCCGAGGACGAGAUGCUGAGCCCGCAGCAGCCCAGAGUAGUAUGA
This is a messenger RNA of Triticum turgidum subsp. durum (durum wheat), 801 nucleotides long. Lineage: Eukaryota; Viridiplantae; Streptophyta; Magnoliopsida; Poales; Poaceae. The record is from the annotation of a GenBank genome assembly.